AGGUCAUAGUUCAAGGUCACUUGGGCAAAGUUAAUCUUUUAAUCUUUAUACUUUGUUUAUGACACUAUUAACCUAUAUAACUCGGAAUUAAACAAGGAGAUAGAUGAUUGAGGUCAGAGCCACUUGGUCAGAGGCCAAGGUCACAUUGUUUAUAGGAUCACUGAUUAACACUCUGUUUUAAGAUUGUGAAGAAAAUUUGGUCUUAAUUAAACAAAAAGGUAUCCUUUCAAUGAUCAAGGUUAUUUGGUCAAACGUAACUUGGUAUUUAGUUUUAAAGGUCAAGGCAAACGUCGAUCUAUGACUAUGAUCCUGGGUGCCGUUUCACAACGCACACGUAACUUUACGGGUACCCGUAAACCAUACGUAAGUUUUUUUAACCGUUUCACAACGUACACGUAAGUUACGGGUGCACGUAAAUAAGUUACGGGUACCCGUAAAUUACGUCAACAAAUACCUCCCGUAAACCACACGUAAGUUGUGUGAGCGUAACAAAUGUAAACAAAUAUGGCGGCCAUCGCACUUUUGUUGCACAGAGUUCAGCACCAGCGGGCAAUGAGGAGAGAGAGAGUGUUUCGUGACCGUCAUAAUUUGAUGGAAAUGCUUGAUGAUAUAUCUUUAGUUGAAAGAUAUCGGUUGCCGAGAAACGUAAUCACUGAUAUCCUCAAUACCAUUUCUCCGAACAUAUCUCCUCGCACCAAGCGUUCUCAUGCAGUGUCACCAGUUACACAGGUUCUCGUUGCAUUAAGAUAUUAUGCUAAAGGUGGGUUCUUGUCUGAAGUUGGCGACUUGCAUGGGGUCAGCAGGUCAACAGCAUGUCGAUGUAUUACAUCUGUUACAAAUCAGAUCUUUGAUCAUUAUGCUCAUUUGAUAACAUUACCGUCGUCUGCGGUAGAAAUCCGUGCUAUUAAGGAAGGAUUCCAUGGAAUUGCCGGAAUGCCGAAUGUUGUGGGGGCGAUCGACGGAACUCUGGUUCCUGUUCAAGCACCGAUCUUAGACGAACAUGUCUACGUUUGCAGAAAAGGAUACCAUGCCAUAAAUGUGCAAGCUAUUUGUACUCACUCCAUGAAAUUCAUUAAUGUCAUCUGCAAGUGGCCCGGAUCUGUCCAUGACAGUUUUAUUCUGACUAAUAGUGAAGUGGGUGAUAUCAUGGAACAGCAGAUGAAUGGGUGGCUGUUGGGCGACUCAGUGUACCCUUUGAGGCCAUGGCUUUUAACACCAGUUGGCAUUCCUACAACAAGAAAUGAAGAGAAGUACAACAGAUCUCACAUGAAGACAAGAAAUGUGGUUGAGAGAGCCUUUGGAAUGUUAAAGUCAAGAUUCAGAUGUCUACACAAGUCAACUGGAUGUAUUUUGUUCUCCCCAGCCAAAACAUGCCAGGUCAUUUAUGUUUGUUUUCUGUUGCACAAUAAGUGCAUUGAUCAUGCCGUCGACCCCCCAGAGAACUUCGAGGAACAAGAACCAGAUCAUGUACCGUACAAUGGUCAUCUGGAAGAUGGGCGUAAUGUCCGAUCAAACCUCAUCCAACAACGAUUUUAACUGUCAAUUAUCAUAUGAGCAUAUUCAACAAAAUAUUCAGAUCAACCUGUAUCAGACCAAGUCAAUUACUCUUGUGGUCACACGUGUAAUGUUCACAAUUGGAUAUUAAUAGGCUCAUCAGUUAUUUAUGAACUUGAGUUAAUAUGAAUAUACAUUAAUAUGUUUUCCGUAAGCACUUAGUAAUGCCAAAUUAUAGAUGUGUUUUAGCAGAGAAUAUUACAUUAAUAUUUUCAACAAGUCGAAAAGUUCCCAUACAAAAUGUUUAUGUUAAUUUUACUCACUACUUCCAGUUAUUUUUUAUCCCUUACAAAUCCCCAUAUAUUAACAUAUGACUUUUACACACACUGUGAUUCAGUGGUUGAACAUGAUGCAACAAGGAAGUUAUAGAAUGGCAGAAGGAUGCAGAUGGAUCUCAAUUUCAAGGUAUCUUAUUUGAUACAGCAGCCUAUACUAAUGACAUUGUCUACUUAAAUGAAAUUUAAUGAAAUAUUUAAAAAGUUUGAAGGUCAAGUGUGGUAAAAUAUUUGAUACAUAUAUCAUAUCUACAUCUAAAGAAAUUGAAUAAUAGGAGAAAGUGACAUAGGAGGUGAAUUUUGAAAUUUAUUUUGACACACCAAAGACUCUAAAAGUUUCAAACGUUGCUGCUCCAUCUCUAAUUUGCUUUUUUCUAUGUCCAGUCUCUCCCUUUCCACCUCCUUUCUUUCCUGCUCAAUGCUGAGUCUCUCCUUUUCAAGAUGAAGUCUUUCCUUCUCUAUUUCCAAUAAUGCUUUAUUCGAAUCUGAAACAUUAUUAUUAAAUUAAAUACCUCACCAAUUUGCCAUUGACAGUAAAACAACAUUAGUAUUAUGACCAGUGCCAUACAGUAGGAGGAUAUUAAAUGGUAGAUCAGUUUAAAAAUUUACUUCCAAAUACCUGGCAUUUGUCUGUAUAGUACUGAUCUUUUGGAUUCUGUAUUUUGAAGAAAACAUGGUCAACUUUAUAUAAUUUCAAUAUUUAUUCCUGGUACUGAUAGAUGAUGUUUGCUUUUAAACCACAACUAUUUGAUAUAUUGACCCCAGCUGGGACCUUGAGAGUAGGCCAAGUCAAUUCAUUAGAAUAUAAUUUACUUUGUAGUCUGUAAAGAGCCAUAUCUAUAACUAUUACAUCAGUCCAAAUGAGGAAACUGUUCAAGAUUUUAUUUUGAUAAUAAAGCUAAAAGCAUCAAAAUGAAAUCAUAUUGACCAAAGAUAUGCUCACAAGGUCCAAUGGUAAUAAAACAGCAAAUUAAGGACAAAAACUCUGUAAGUCAUGACCAAAUAGGUCCCAUUGUUGAACUUGUCGGGGAUCUUAUAAAUAUAAGGCUGUAUACCAAGUUUCAUGAAAUAUCUGUUCAUAUUUACUGAAGUUAUUAAGUUCACAAGGAAAAGUUACCAGAUAUGCACGGCCUUCGGCUCAGGUGAAAGAGCUGACAGAUGAGUAAUUGACUAAAAAUCUGACAGGUCAGUAAGGACUCUGUGUUGUGGGGAUUUUUCAUAUAUAUAUAAAGUUUGGUCCUUAAUUUGCUGUUUUAUUACCAUUGGACCUUGUGAGCAUAAUCAUCUGCUAAUAUUGCUGAGAUGUGACUUGUUGCCUUCCUUCAUAGUUGUUGGGUUAACAAAAAUGUAUAAAGGUCCGAAUCACAUUGUUUUCCCAUUGAAAAGUCUUCAUUAAAAUUCUGAAUCAAGUCACACAUCAGUGAAGAGGUACAAAUAUGACCUUGACUUUAUUUGUUGACCUUUGACUUAAUUACCUUGACUUUUGGUUAGUAGUCGCCUUGUUUAAUUUCUGAAUAACUUUGCUCCAUCAUGUCAUACAAAAUGUUCAUAAGUAAAAAUAUGCAAAAUGUGACCUUGACCUUUGACCUGAUGAGCUUGACCUUUGACCUUGACUUUUUAGCUGAAUGUGCAUUUUUGCAAUUAAACAUCUUAACCAAGUUUCAUGUGAAUCGGUCAAUGAUUUCCAAAGUAAUAGCCAGUAGUAAAGUUUGUGGACAGACAGACAUACAAAAUGAUUAUACAAUAGAGCACCCGUAUCUAAUGAGGAGCCAUAAUGAGCACAAGGCACCUGCAUCUCAUAAGAUACCUUCGCAGUGAUAUGUCUGAAGCCUUCUCCCUUUCUUCAACUUCACAUCAUGCUCGGCCUCUGUGCUGCUAGUGUCCUCAAAGUCAUCUAUAAAGGAAAUUACACAGGGCAAAUAGAGUGGAGUGUUUAUUCAAUUCAUGAAAACGUCAUGAUUGAAAAAAAUACUGAAACAAGAGGCCUACAUGUAUCACUCACCUGGCAUUAAUCUGAGAACUGGGUUGAAGGUGAAACAUCUUUGACUUCAAUGACCUUCAAUAUAUACUGAGGUUAUUCCUUUGAAUAUCAAUAUCAAUGUCCUAAGGUGACAGCCACUAACCCAAGCAUAUCAUUGACCAAAUGUUAUCACUCUUCAACUUUUUCAGUUUUCAUAAGAACUUGUUCAAUAUCUAAAAAUAAAUUUAACCCCUGUGACCCUGGAUGUAAGAUAAGAUUAUCUAUGUACACAACAUAAGCUGGUCUCUGGGCCUCUUGGUUCUAAAGAAGUUGUUUAAAUGAAAAGAUGACAACAACAGACAAUGAAUGCUGCACUUGCCAUAUAUACACGUAUAAGCCCACUUGGCCCCUUGGGCCAGACGGUUUUAGAAUAACAAUUGUGGAAGGCUGCUGUAUUUAACAUGGUUUAUAAUGAUUAAAGAGUAUAUGAAUAUGUGGUAAAUGGCAUGUUUACUUUUAAUGAAUAAAAUCAAAACAAUGCCUUACCACAUCACAACAUCAGAUGAAAGAUGAACGCAGGCCAUUUACCUUAAUAAAUUCAUAAACAAAAUGUCAGUCUAUGAUGCAGAAUAUAGGCAUUUCUAUUUUCAUUUUUAUCAAAGAGCAGGCCAGUGCAUUUCAGCUAUCCUUUUUUUAAUUAUUUAACCCAGAUCCCUUUUUUUACCUGAUGUAAAUGUUCUAGACAUUUUCUUCCUCUUCUGUCGAGGGUUGGUGACAUCAUCUAAUAAGACAUAACAUAUUGUCUGAGUAAACAAAUUGAUAUGAUGCAACCCAAUUAAAUGCAAUUACAUGAUCAUGAUGGCAGUGCCAGGAAUUUAAACAUGAAACAUAAUGCAAAUGUAAUUUAUUCAUAUCAGCUCUUAAGGAAAUCAAUUUACCAACUCAAAUUUUAUCAGAGACAUAAUUGUGCUUUUAACAAAGUAACUGUAGAAAUUAAAAGAACCAAACACCUACCAUUUGAAAAACACUCAGGAGUUGGUGCAGUUUCACUACUCUCAGAAGGCUCAAGUGGGAGCAUGGGGGUAUAUGGAGACUGACCUGUAAUUUCAAAUGUCUAUUUUUACAGAACAUUUCAAUAUAUACAUUCUAAUAGCCUCUUUGUUUCUACCAAAUUUAAUUCAUAUCUAUAGAAAUAAGUCUGAAUAACUUUAAAUUUGUAUAUUGUGCACAUGCAAUUUACUAACAAUCUAUCAAACAUUAAUCAAUUAAUUUAAGGAUAGUAACUGAUUAUCAAUUAACAUAUUCACAAAUCAGUUUACAUACCUAUAAGGGAUGGCUGUACUCCACCUUUUACUUCCCCAACUCUGUCUUUUAAGUGGCUGUUUCGCAAACCUGUUUGGGUGAAGUUUAUAUCAUUCUUCAGACAAUAUAUGAAAACAAAUAGUAAUUACGUACUUGUGUUCUUGAAUUUUGUUCCGCUAGUAAUUAAUUCUUUUUGCUCAUGCUGCAAUAAUUUUCCCAUUUGAGACCUACCUCUCAGUAGGAAAUAGUGAAUAUUUUGUUGAUUUGAUUGAUUUCUGAUUCAAUAAUAAUUCAUGACAUAUUCAAUUGAAAAAUGAAUUUAGGAUAUUAAGUCCACAUUCCACAUUUCCCAGGAAUGACCAAGAGCAUCAUGUAACAAGUUGCAGUGGUGUCCAUAUUAAAUAGACUUAAAAGUGUUAAUAACUGUCAUUUGUUAUCUAAUUACAACAACAUCAGUUUAAGGUAAUACAUACCAUUACUGUCAAUACCACCUUCAAUUCCAACAAUGGUACUCCUUGAAAUAAUACCCAGAAUCUGUUAUAAAUAGAAUGACAACAGCUCAAAGGUGUACAUUGACAAAUGCAUUAUAAUAAACAUGUAAUGAAAAGAGUAACUGUUCACUGUUUGAAGUUGAAAUGAGAAAUAUACAAAUGCCAAAAUUGCUUUGGGGAAAGUUCAACUUCAAUUUUGAAAAGCCCUACACAUUACUCAUUAGGAUUAACUGGUUUACCUACACCUGAUGUAUACAUAUAUAAACCCAUUCCAACUCCAAAGCUGUGAUCUCUCAGUAGUGAUCUCUACACAUUAUAUUAUCCUUGCAGAUUUCUUUUAUAUUUGAAUCAGUGCCAUGAUAUGUACCUGUUCCUGCAUUGCAGAGAGGGGUUUUGGGGCUGCACCACCACCAGUCCCUCUCUGGCUGGUUAUGCGAGCAGACUCCCUCUUCCUCGUGUCUCCCACCAUGUCCUGUCAUUUCUUUUUGAUUUCUUCCUUUGUCCUUAUAGUGCAGCUUAUUGCAUUGAUACUGUUCAUGAAAAGGGUACAAUGUGUGUUUAAGCCAAAACAAAUGUUGCAUGCUGGUUAUAUGGAUAUUUUUUUUUCUCAUUAGAAAAUUCAAAAGUCCAUUGCAGUGAUUUAAUAGAUUUUAUUGAUUGUGGAUUGACAUUGGAAACUUUCUUUGAGGUCAAAAACUGUCCAUACAUGUAGCUCUAUAUCAGUAUAUGGUUGGUAUAUAAACCUGUUAGAUAUCAACAGUCUGGUACCUGGGUUAGAAGGAACUCCAGCUUAUAAUUGAUGUUCUCCAAUAUGUUCCUUCCCUUUUCUAUAAUUAAUGUGUAUUUGUGAAAUUAUCUCUAGUUGGUGUCUCAUUACAAGACAUGUAUCUAUAAUGGCAUAUAUUUAAUAUAUAAAACAGUCAAAAAUUAUAUAAUUCUAAGUCAAUUAAUUUAUAAACUUUUACUGGUGUUCUUGUACCCAGAAUAAAAAUAUUAUUAUGGUAGCAUCUCAUGUGAAAGGUC
Molecule: messenger RNA, 6605 nt
Organism: Pecten maximus
Lineage: Eukaryota; Metazoa; Mollusca; Bivalvia; Pectinida; Pectinidae
Product: putative nuclease HARBI1
Exons: 4
Coding region: 505-1536 (343 amino acids)
Source: RefSeq, a predicted model, not a curated record